CCAUCUAGCUGGGCACUAUUCACAAUCCCAACUGGCCGACAUGAAGAUCAUCGCUGGAAUUGUUCUGCUGUUCGCCGCUACGGCUUUGGCCCAAUCAGGGGAUCCUAACACCAACGAAAACAAGAAUGUGAUUCACAUCAACAAUCCCAACUCUGCAAAUUAGAUGAACUUUUGAAAUUUGCAUACCCAGAAUUCAAUAAAACAUUUACUUAAUUGCUUGCAUGUAA
Messenger RNA from Drosophila santomea, 227 nucleotides. It is a transcript of the gene Mst57Db, whose product is annotated as accessory gland-specific peptide 57Db. The transcript has a single exon. NCBI's taxonomy places the organism in Eukaryota, Metazoa, Arthropoda, Insecta, Diptera, Drosophilidae. Bases 41 to 163 code for a protein of 40 amino acids. The record is from RefSeq and is a predicted model, not a curated record.